CAGGCGAAGAGCUCGGCAAGUCGCCAUGGCCAAGAAGAAAAGCACUACUAGUAACCUGCUACACUGUCGCCUCAAGACCGCGGUCUGCCUCCUCGCUCCCCUCCUCCUGCUCGCCGUCUUCGUCUGCCUCCAGCUCCAAACCCUCGGUCUCUUCCCCACCGUCGCCCGGUGCGCCGGCCAGACCGCCGCCGUCGACGACCUCGUCCGCCGCCUCCGUUCGUUCGCCACCUUCCACCCGCUCAAGGACCCUCGGGAGCCCGCGGCGGGGAGCUGGUUCGUCAGCGUCCUCAACGACACCUCGGAGCCGGACGGCGAGGCGAAGCACCUGGUCCUCCCUUCCGAGGCGUCCUCCGGCCGCCUCCUCUGCGUGCACGCGCCACCGGGCGUCGACGCCACCUACGCGCUCGCGUGGCGCGACGCGCUGCCCCUCGGCGUGGCGCUCCGGCCCGGGCUGGCGUUCGUGUCCGAGUCGCCCUACGACUACAACAACCUCUGGCACGGCCUCACGGCGCUGGCGCCGUUCGCGUCAUGGCACGCGCGGAGCGGGUGCAGGGCGGUGCCGGCGAGGUGGGCGCUGUUCCAGCGCGGCGGGGCGAGGAUGGGGAUGAGCGGCUGGCUGACGUCGCUGGCCGAGGCGACCAUGGGCGUCGAGAUGGCCGUCGAGACGUUCCGGCCGCCGCUCGCCACCGGCCCGGUGUGCUUCGAGGAGGCCGUGGUGUUCCGGAGGCAGAUGGACGGGCUGAGCAGGGAGCGCCUGCGCGGGGCGUUCGACUUCAUGCGGUGCAAGGCCAGGGCGCACUGCGGCGUCGUGGGCGUGCCGGCAGGAGCCGGGAACGGCAGCCGCGGUGGCGCCGCCGCCACGGAGGCCCUGCGCGUCACGCUCCUGUUCCGGAGGGGCGCGCGGGCGUUUAAGGACGAGCCGGCCGUCGCGCGCGUGUUCGAGAAGGAGUGCGCGCGCGUGGCCGGGUGCGUCGUCACCGCCACGCACACGGACAACCUGACGUUCUGUGACCAGGUGAGGCUGAUGAGCGCGACGGACGUGCUGAUCACGCCGCACGGGGCGCAGGUGACGAACCUGCUGUUCAUGGACCAGAACAGCAGCAUCAUGGAGUUCUACCCGCUGGGGUGGAGACAGAGAGCCGGCGGCGGGCAGUUCGUGUACCGGUGGAUGGCGUCCCGGGCGGGGAUGCGGCACGAGGGCUCGUGGUGGGAUCCCAACGGCGAGCCGUGCCCCGACUCAACGGACAUCCUCAGCUGCUACAAGAGCCGGCAGAUCGGGCACGACGAGGCCUACUUCGCGCAGUGGGCGGCCAAAGUCUUCGCCGCAGCCAAGGAGCGCAAGACGAUAGGCGGUGCCGUCAGGGCGCUGCUGGAACCGGAAGAGCGGCGGCGAGAAGCAGCGGCCUGCAACUGCACCUAGCUGGCCUGCCGUGGUGUGCUCAACCUACU
Molecule: messenger RNA, 1449 nt
Organism: Setaria italica (foxtail millet)
Lineage: Eukaryota; Viridiplantae; Streptophyta; Magnoliopsida; Poales; Poaceae
Exons: 2
Coding region: 26-1420 (464 amino acids)
Molecular function (GO): glycosyltransferase activity
Source: RefSeq, a predicted model, not a curated record